AUGCGCUGCGACGUUGCCAUUACGGCGUUUCUGGCUUCCGGCGCCACUGCCGCAGCUGUGAAGAAAGGAUUUGUUACUACCAAGGGUACUGCCUUCAAGCUUGAUGGCAAGGACUUCUACUUCGCUGGAGCAAAUGCCUACUAUUUCCCUUUCAACGACCUCGCCGCCGAUGUCGAGAAGGGCAUGGCAGCAGGCAAGAAGGCUGGUCUGAACGUAUUCCGCACCUGGGGCUUCAACGACCGUAACCGUACGACCGUUGCCGGUGGUCUCCCCCAGUACGGUGGCGAGGGCGCUGGCCCUUCGCCCAACGUGCUCCAGUGGUGGAACAACGGCACCGCAGAGAUCAACCUUGCUCCCUUUGACAAAGUCAUCACCGCUGCGGAGAAGACAGGAAUGAAACUCAUCAUCGCCCUCACAAACAACUGGGCCGAUUACGGCGGCAUGGACGUCUACACGACCAACCUGGGCGGCAGGUACCACGACGACUUCUACCGGGAUCCCAAGAUCAAGGCCGCGUUCAAAAAGUACGUCAAAGCCAUUGUGCAGCGCUUCAAGAGCUCCAACGCCAUCAUGGCAUGGGAACUCGCCAACGAGCCCCGCUGCGGCGCCGACGGCGUGCGCAACCUCCCGCGGUCUGAGAGCUGCACGCCCGCGACCAUCACAGCGUGGAUCGACGAGAUGAGCACGUACAUCAAGAGCGUGGACAGAGAGCACCUCGUGACAUGGGGCGGCGAGGGGGGCUUCCACGUCGCGAGUGACGACUGGGCGUACAACGGCGCCGACGGCGGCGACUUCGACCGCGAACUCGCGCUUGGCAACAUCGACUUCGGCGUCUUCCACAGCUACCCGGACUGGUGGAGCAAGACGGUCCCCUGGACGGUGCAGUGGAUCAAGGACCACGCGGCCGCGGGCCGCAGGGCGAAGAAGCCCGUCGUGCACGAAGAGUACGGCUGGCUGACCGACGACAAGAGGCUGGAGUACCUCGGCAAGAGCGAUAACCAGACGCGCGCAGACGUCCUCGGUCUCUGGCAGAAGACGAGCUUGAAGGAGAAGAUGAGCGAUAUGUACUGGCAGUUUGGAUAUAGCGGGUUCUCCUACGGACGGAACCACGACGACGGGUUUACGAUAUUCCUCGAGGAUGCGGAGGCUACGUCGUUGGUCUAUGAGCAUGCGAAGAAGGUCAACGCGCUGAACUAG
Molecule: messenger RNA, 1197 nt
Organism: Ascochyta rabiei
Lineage: Eukaryota; Fungi; Ascomycota; Dothideomycetes; Pleosporales; Didymellaceae
Product: Mannan endo-1,4-beta-mannosidase
Exons: 2
Coding region: 1-1197 (398 amino acids)
Molecular function (GO): hydrolase activity, hydrolyzing O-glycosyl compounds
Source: RefSeq, a predicted model, not a curated record